UCGUGCAUGUACGCCAGCAGCGUGUCGCCUUGUUCACAGUCGAUGGUCUCGCCGGAUCUGUGCGGAAGCGCCGUCGGGUCCUACAAGGAGAACAGCAGCCUAAGGAGCAGCCCGGCGUGCAGGAGGAGACUCGACUUCAACCACAAUGCAUUCGUUGAUGUCUCCAAGCUGGGCCCCGGGACCGUGGCCAAACGCAACGAGCGGGAGAGAAACCGGGUGAAGCUCAUCAACAUGACCUUCCACACCCUCAGGCAGCACCUUCCCCUGCACGGGGGCGGAACGAAGGGAAAGUCGAGGAAGCUAAGCAAAGUGCAGACUCUGAGAUCGGCCAUCGACUACAUACGACAGCUGCAGGACCUGAUC
Molecule: messenger RNA, 363 nt
Organism: Lymnaea stagnalis (great pond snail)
Lineage: Eukaryota; Metazoa; Mollusca; Gastropoda; Lymnaeidae
Source: the annotation of a GenBank genome assembly